Symbiodinium pilosum is the source of this 1122-nucleotide messenger RNA. NCBI's taxonomy places the organism in Eukaryota, Dinophyceae, Suessiales, Symbiodiniaceae. The record is from the annotation of a GenBank genome assembly.
GUCAACCUCCUGAAGGAUCUUGAUGGGAUGUCGGAGUUUGACCCUUCGAAAAACGCUCAUGAUUGGAGUGAGGCUGGGUUCCAGCUCUCUGUCUCGUUGUUGGGCAAAGACCAAUGUGUAGAAGCCUUGGAGGAUGCGAAGAAGGCAAGGAUUGCAAAGGGCAACGGCAGCACGGCCUUCUGGCAGAAGGCCUUGAAGCAUGUCUGCCAUGAAGAGUGCGAGGAGAUUGUGGAGGAGUUGGAACGGCGAAGUGAGGACAUCUGGCAGUUGGCCGGAGAGUUGCGGCAAGCCUCCUACAGCGAGGUUUGCAGCCUCUUCGUGGUGCGAAAGGUCGAGUCCCACAUCCUAGGCUGCUGCGGAGACAGCUGUGGCUGGGAUGGGGCGAAGUGUGAUCAGGCGGAUUGGAAGGCGGAGUGCUGCCUGGAGAAGAACAUCAUCCGAGGCUCUGCUCGCGAGCACAUGUGCCAAAGCGUCUUGUCAAGCCAGGCAGCAGAACGCUACAAGAAUCGAGAUUUGAGCACCAAUGACGAAGGCCUCGCGUCCUUCGUGGGUGAAGAUGAAGAACUUGUGUGGACAGCAAAGGCCAAUGAGUCACACCUUGGACAGGUGGGCUGGGCAGUUGAAGGCAAUGUGGUGAACGAUGGCUUUCUGCGUGUGCAGCCGUUGUCCAUACAAGAAGGCAUCGACAUGGGCCUGUGGAAGAUUCAGAAGAAGAAGUUGGACAACUCGCUCCUGCAAGUUGAGGGCUCUAGACGCCAUAGUGGCACCGAGGACAGCUGCAAAAUGGAAGGGCUGAAGCGCGAAGCAUGCCCAGCUUUCUUUGCAAAAGCACGCCUGAACACCUGUGCCGGCAAAAACAAGUGGCAGUACUUGAAGAAGCUGCCGAAAUGCGGUACUGAUCCCACACAAGUGCCGACCCCGGAUCACUGCUUCAAGCAGAACAAGGAGACGGCCGGGUACUUCCACUACGAAGAAUAUGAAGAAGAUCCCAUUCAGUGUUACACCUACGCUGAAGGCCAAUGUCGUGGGGCAGUGAGCCCACGCGAUUUUGCGAAGGACAAAGACGAAAUUGACGACGUUGAAGGAAUCAUUUUCUGGAUUCCGCAAACAACUGGAGCUUGA